AUGCCCCCUUAUCGGUUAGUUUUUGGUAAAGCAUGUCACUUAUCAGUUGAAAUCGAGCAUAAAGCCUAUUGGACAGUUCGGCGAUGCAAUAUGGACAUAGACAAAGCUGGGAUGUCAAGGCUACUGCAAUUGUAUGAAUUGGAGGAGUUACGAUUGAAUGCUUAUGAGAAUUCAAGAAUUUAUAAAGAGAAAUCCAAGUUAUUCCCUGAUAACAUACUUAUUAGGAAACAAUUUGAGAUUGGUCAAAAAGUGUUGUUAUAUAAUUCUCGAUUGAAGCUUAUGCCUAGUAAGUCUCGUUCUCAGUGGAUCGGUCCAUUUGUUGUUACUAAUGUAUUUCUCUAUGGUGCAGUGGAAAUUAAAAGCUUGGAUUCAAAUAAGAUUUUUAAAGUGAAUGGUCAUAGAUUGGAGAUCUUCCAUGAAGGUGAAAUUGCUCCAUGUCUCAUUAGUUUUCCUUUAGAUCACCCUACUUAUUUGGAUGAUUGA
Molecule: messenger RNA, 483 nt
Organism: Ricinus communis (castor bean)
Lineage: Eukaryota; Viridiplantae; Streptophyta; Magnoliopsida; Malpighiales; Euphorbiaceae
Exons: 1
Coding region: 1-483 (160 amino acids)
Source: RefSeq, a predicted model, not a curated record